GUUUAUAGAAGGUCAGGAAAGUAUGGGAAAUGAAGGAUGGAAGGGAUUUAAAAGCAUUUACCAGUACUAUGUGUCAAGCACUAUAUUAGGUGCCUAGGAUAAAAAUACAAAAAUCAAGAUUGUUCCUGUCCUCAAGAAGCUUAUUUCUUAAUAGGGGAGGAAAGCUCAUGUAGAAGAAUGGUGUCCAGGAGAGGGGUCUUUUGGUUUAGGAAGUUAUAAAUAUGAUAAGUAGAGUCAUUAGGACAAUUGAUUGACAGGAAUGGUAUUAUCAAUUUGAUUACUGUUCCCAAAGCAAGAAGUGGAAGCUGGUGAAGGGAAGGUAUGAUGAGGUGGUUUGGUGGGGAAAUAGAGGACAUCACAGGUGAUUCUGGGAAUGAAUAGAAAUAGUGGACUCCAAUGAGGAGUGCAGAUCCCUUGCAUUCUUGGCAGGUGAAGGGGAAAAGGGUGAGUGCUAGCAUACAGUGUUUGAGGUCAAGGAUGAAGCUCAGCAAUAGUAGAGAGAUGGUCCUGAGAUGAAGGCCCCAAAGAUGGGAAAAGACAGGAUCUUAGGCAAAGUUGGAAGAAUCUUAACUUUGGAGUAGAGAAAACCUUUCCUGAUAGCCAUGGUUUUUUAAUCUCAGCUCCCUCUUCAGAAUAUUUUGUUCCCAUUCUCUGUGUAAAUGUUGACUUUUUCCAGUGAAAGAUAAAUUUUUUGGGGUCUAUUGUUUUUUGUCUUUGUAUCCCCAGCAUCUCGCACAAUAUUUUGUACAUAGUAAAGCUUUUGGAUUCUAUUUCUGACCCUGAAGAGAGGAUGCUGCUCUGCUGAUAAUACUUUACAUGUCUAUGUCACAGUAGCAUCUAUUACACUGUGAAUUUCUUGUCACAGUGAUUUUUCAGGUAGGUAGGGCAGGGAUUUAUGACAGAGGAGAAAACUAAGGCACAGCGAAGGUUGUGACUUGCCGAAGAUUACACAGCUGGUGUAAGUUACAGCUAGGAUGCAGCUCCAGACCCUUCCAACUCCAUGUCUGGUCCUCUUUCUGCUGCUCUACCUUGAUAUACAAUAUGUUCAUGUUGUAUGUAUGUAGUACAGUAUGUAUUAUUGAAGGUCUAACAUAUAGACCAAAAGCUUUAACCUCUCUUUUUCUGAAAUCUGAAAGCUGGAAGAAAAACUUAAUGGAUUCUGUUUUCCAAUGUCCCUUUAUCCCAAAUAAUACCUGUGUGUCCUUUCCAUUAGUGGCAGCUAGAUGGUGCAGUGGAAAGUGUGUUGGACCAGAAUUUCAAUGUGAUUUCAGAUACUUGCUAAUUCUGCAGCCCAAGGCAGUAAGAUGGCACAGUGGUCUGGAGUCAGGAAGAUUUAAAUUCAACUCCAGCUUCAGACACUAGUUGGGUGACCCUGGGCAAGUAACAUAACUGUUUACUUCAGUUUCCUCAUUUGUAAAAUGAGCUGGGUGAAGGAAAUGAUAAAUACUCUAUAUCUUUGCAAAAGAAAGAAAGGAAGGAAAGAAAGGAAAAAAAAAAAACUAAAUGGAAUCAUGAAGAGUUGGACAACUGAACUAUCUGGACAAAUCACUUAACCUCUGCCUCAGUUUCCUAAUUGCAAAAAGUAUAAUAGUACCAAUUACCUACUACGGUGGUUUGUGAGGAUCAAAUGAGACAAUAUUUGUAAAGGGCUUAGUGCAGUGCCAGACACAUACUAGGUGUUUAAUAAAUGCUUAUUUUCUCUUCUUUCUCUGUCCAAACCUAUCAAACUCCUUAGUGUUUUCUCUUUGCCCCUUUCAGCACAUGUAUUUCUUGCACCAGAUCAUCCUACACCACCUGCUUUCUCUACAUAAAUGUUUUUGUUUUUGUUUUCCUUUUUUUCUACAUAUAUUCUUGAGCUGUUGAAUGCCUUUUGAGGAAGUCAUCUCACCCGGCCAAGUAGGUUCAUUACAAAUUCAUGUUCUCUAAUCUCAAAUGAACCCUCAUUGUUGACAAAAUUUUUAUUCUUCCUUUAUUGACCUUACAUAUAAUUUCAUUCAGUGACUUUUCCAAAUCUCAAAUCCUUAUUACCUUCCCAUCUUUCCUUUUGAGUGCAUAUCCUUUUAUGCUACUUUACUCAGAAAAUAGAGGCCAUCCCUCAAGAGUUCCCCUUUUUCCUCCAAUCCAUACACCCAUAGUCUUUAUAUUGCCACCUAUUCUCUCCUUCAUUCCCAUCUCUCAGGAAGAGGGGGCCCUUGUUCCUUCCCAAAACCAACUCUUCGGACUGUGCCCUUUAUCCCGUUAUUCUCCUGUUUCCUCCAGGGACUUUCCUUAUCCAUUAUCCCCUUGAAUUUCUCUCUGACAUGUUCUUAUAUGGCUGUUUUCUUUGGUACUUCUAUUUCUAUUCACAUUUAACAGAUACUUUUUUCAGACAAAGCAUGUGGCAUUGGGAAUGCCAAUGGUAUUAUCCCAUCCCCAUUUUAUAGAUGAAGCUAAAGCUCAGAGGAAUGAAAUGAAUAUGGAAUAGUGCAAAGAUUACUGGGUUUUCAGUCAGAGAAUCUGACUUUACUACUUGCUACUUUAUAAAUCUUACUAUUUUACUUACUGCCUUACUUUACUAACUUGACUAAUUUUGAGUAACUUCUCUGUAACCGUUUGCUCCCACUAGGUGAUCUCUGAGGUCCCAUCCAGCUCUAACUCUAAUGAUCUAAGCAACUUGCCCAACUUCCAUACAUCCUGACUUAGCUUCCAUUUUCUAUUUUGAAAUCUAAGUUGGUUAAUGACUUCCUUUUGUACCUACACAGUUUUCAUUAGAUAACUUCCCUUUUAGAAUUGUUUGUAUUGCUAGAUUUCAUUAUUUAGAGUAUCACAGCUCUCUUGGGCUGACUUCCCCUUCAGUAUUUUAAGCCAUGGAAGCCCACUUAUCUUUUCUCCAAACUCUGAAAUCUGCUCACAACUCAAGGCAUCAGACCAUGCCCAACUUUCUUCCCUAUAUUUACUACAAGUUCUAGGAUAGAAGGUCACUUGCAUUAAAAACUCUAAAAGAAGCUCUAAAUGCAAAUGCUAGGCCUUUUAUCAAUUAACUUUGGAAAAAUCAUAAGAGAAUGGGAGAGGGGCCAUAGGGCUGGAAAUGGGCAGAUUCCUUGAUUUUCAAAAAAGAGGAAGAAAAUGGUUUUUUAAAAAUCAGCCAACUGGGGAACUUAAUUUCAAAUCUGGACAAAAUUCUAGGAUAUGUUAUUUAAAGGAUGGUUUCUGAUUAUUUGGAAGAGAAAGAGUGAUUACAAAACAUCAUCACAGGUUAAGCAAACAACCUGGUUGGUUCAUGCCAGGCUAAUCUCAUUUCCCUUUUGAUUUGAGGGUAACUACAGCAAUGUUGCUGUUCGAUUGUUACAGUUCCUCAAGACCCAUUUGGGGUUUUCUUGGUAGUAGAAUGAUUUGCCAUUUCCUUCUCCAGCUCAUUUUAUAGAUAAAGAAACUGAAGCAAACCAGAAGUGAGUUGCUGAGGGUCACAGAGCUAACAAGUGCCUGAAGCUGAAUUUUAAUUGAGAUUUUCCUGAUUCCAGGCCCAGCACUCAAGCUACACAUAAUUAUAAGAGUAGAUAGGGAUAAUGUCACAACUUGGAUUUUUAGAAAGAUGAUAAACAAGUUUCUUAUGAUGUCCUUCUGGUUUAGAGACUGGAUGAUACUAAUAAAAUUAUGAAAAAAAUAAUGAAUUAUGAAAAAAAUUGAAUCUUGUGGAAUAACCAGGCCACUACAAGUUUUAACCAAGCAGUGACUAGAUCUUUUCUUGUCCAUUCAUGGGAAAAGAAUUAAGUGCCAAGGCCCAAGCCCAUGAUGAAAAAGGUCUAAGUAACAGUGAAAUAUACCUGGCUCAGCAACAGCUGCAGUGGGAGAGCAAGGCAGCAGUAGCAUUUGGUAGUGUAGAAACCUAGGAGUCCUGCCCAUUCAGGUACAUACAAGGAAUUAAAAGUUGAAGCUGAGCCCCUGGGAAUGCAUUGAGGACUUCAGUCAUCAUGUCAGACAACCAAAAGACCAUCAGUGAAACACAGAGCCCAGAAUGUUCCAAAAGUCCAUCUACCCCCACCAAGAUCCUCUGGAGCUAAUUAGUUAUAUUGAACAUUAAACUAUCCCCAUUUCCACCAGAAACUAAUCUUUUUUCCUUUAUUUGCUUUUAAAAAUGAUAAUUUUGCUGUUGGGUCAAGAAAACAAUACUGAGUUAGGUCUGUCUUUAGAGGACUGUAACAGUCCUUGGCCCUAGUCUGUUCAACCUUUUAAUCAUUAAAUGGAAGCAUAGAUGUUUAUCAAAUUUGCCAGACAUGAAAAAGUACACUGAAUAAUAUAAUCAUCAUCCAGAAAGAUUAUGAAAGGCUGAAUCUAGUGGGAUUAAAUUUAAUAGCAUCGUACAUUUGAGUUAAAACAAUUGCCUAAUUGUAAGAUUUUAGGGGUUUGGAUGAGGAUAAGUAAUGGAUCAUAAUUGCAAACUCCUAAGUCAGUUGUGUAACAUGAUAGUGAGACAAUCAAAACAACCUUGCUCUUAAACUUGUGCUUCCAGAAGGACAAAAGUGAGGAUCCUUCUGUCAUUGGUCCCAAUCAGGCCAUACCUGAAAUAUGCUAUUAGGAAAAGUCAUUGACAAACAGGAAGUGAAGUGGAUAUUGACCAUCAUCUGGAGGAGAGGUUUGGAAAAUACGAGGAUCUUUGAUAAAACCGGAGAUGAUGAGAUGAAAUGGGGGAGAUGGACGUGUCUUCAAGUUUAGAGGGCUGUUGUUAUGUUUAAGACCCAAUUAGAGAUAUUUUUCUUGGUUCCACAAGGCAGAAUCGUCCAUAGACGAAAGUUUCAGACAGACAAUUCUAGUGGAGUUAGAAGGGGAAAAAUUUUUUUCCCUCACAAUUAGAGCUGCCCCACGGUAUAAUGGACCGUUUUAGGAGGCUUUGUGGGAGGGCUUCAAAGAAGAAUCUUGUAGAAAGUUAUAUACGGGUUGGACAAAUCACCUCUGAAGUUUGUUUCCAGUCCGGAGAGGGGAAGAUUCUGAAUUCUGGAGCAGAGUUACAGAGGAAGGGAAACUGAAUUAUUGGAAGAUCUUUUGUCCGGAUGGAACUGUGACAGACAAGGUAGUAGCUUGUUGGAGGUGGUUGGAGGAUCCGCUGGGAUCUGAGGGGAGGGGCCCUUGCAGAGAGGGAGUAUCUGUCAAAGCUGGGGCUGGGGAAAAACACUGGAGAGCCAGGUUGUGCGUGGAGGCGGGGUGGGGGAACCUUGGGGUAGAUGGGCGGGAGGUAACCAGUCCCCUUCCCCUCCCUCGGGGCGGGUUGGCGCAUGCCCCCAAACUCGCGGUGCUGAGUGCGGAUGCAGCGCAGUCGUGGCCCGAUAGCCCGCAAGGAGGUGGCGCGUCGGUAGGGCUUUCUCGGGCUCCAGCAUGUUCACCUCCUCCCGAAGAGGCUUCUCCAUCGAGGCGCUAGUGGGAACCUCCGCCGAGCCGUUGCUACACCCCACGCCAGCCAAGCCCUGUGCUUCACCAACCUGGGGGGCUGCCCGCCUGCUGGUCCUGGAGCCUCAGGCUGUCCCGGAACGCGGAGCCAAUGGUCGCUUGGGUCCGCCCCCGCCCGGAUCCCGGGACCUAUGCAGUUGCUGCCCCUGGCUUCUACGAAGCGGCUUGUGGACACCGAACUUUCCGGGAGAAAUCCAUUCUCCUGAGAGCCUGCUGCUUUGUGGGCCCUUUACUCGAAAGCCCAAAAGGAUCCGGACAGCUUUCUCCCCAUCCCAGCUCCUGCGGCUAGAAAGAACCUUUGAGAAAAGCCACUAUGUAGUGGGAGCAGAGAGGAAGCAGCUUGCAAACAGCUUGUGUCUAACGGAAACUCAGGUCAAAGUAUGGUUCCAAAAUCGUCGAACAAAACACAAAAGGCAGAAGAUGGAGGAAUGCCCAACAGCAGAAGAAAAGAGGAAGAAUGGACCGCUCAUGAGUCAGUGGCAGGUGGCUGCUAGGCAGGGCACUGAUGAGGACAUUGAUGUGAUAUCUGAGGAUUAGGAGUACUCUUGGGGCCUGGAAGAUGUGCCCUCUCAUGAAAGAAUGCUUGAGGCCUGGCCGUGGGACAAGUUUGAUGGCAGAGGCAGUACCUCUUUGAUGAGGCAGACAAGAGUUUAGGAAUUUUCCAGUGAUAUCUUAACCACCUGGAAUCUGGUUUUGAGAUUGACACCCACUCAAGAUUGCAAGGUAAUAAAUUGGAAAAGAAAGUUUUCUUCAGAGCUGAACACAUGCCUGUAAUUCCUUCUGUGAUAGCUGAGGCUUCUGGAUCUCAGGCUCUCUGAGAUAGUGUUAAUCAAAGUGUCCAAAUCUGGCAUAAUAUGGUGAACCUCUAGUAGCUAGACACCAGUAGGCUGCUUAAGCAGCCAAGUGGCAGCUCUGGUUGGAAACCAAGUAGGUCACAGUUCCCAUGCUGAUCCAUAGUGGAACUAGGCCUGUGAAUGGCCACUAUACUUUCAUUCUGGCUAUGAUAAGACUGUCUUCAAAAAAAUUUAGUUUUCAUAAGAAAUUUGCGUUGCUAUGAGAGUAUAAGCUGGAGCUCCAGAUAACUACAUUGAAGAUAAAAGAUGGAGCUACCUCAUUUAAUAGUAAUGAGAAGUACAAAGGUUGGAGUAGUCUAGAAGAAGAGUGUCAGAGGAAGCUGAUUUCCAGGCCUGGCCUUUCUGACCCAUCACCACCUGUCUGAACUAGGUUCUCUCGGACAUACUUACUUCUUCAUUCCAUCAGUCACUUCAGAUUAAGGAGUCAGAAUGGGAAAAGGAGACUUUGAAUCUACUCAGAAAACCUGUAUCCUGGUGUUUCAUUACUUAUGUACAAAGAUACAGUUGGGUAUAUUGGUUAUCUGUAUAUCCAUUGAUUUGUUCAGUUCUGUCUUGUCCCUGUGAUCCAGAGUGUGAGUGUGUAUAUAUACGAAUGGAUCUGUGAUCCCAUGCCUGAGGUCCUUCUGUCCAUUGUUGCAGAGACUAUCCCAAAACAUCUUUUCAUCUUGUGUGAUAUCUGUCUGUGUUCUCCAUACAUCCUCCACAGAGUACUUCUCAAUGUGCUUUUGCUAAGUCUACAUUUCAUAGAUACCAGUGAAACAUUUGGGUUGGCUACUCUUGUUUUGCUAUACAACCAGGUUCUGCUCCUUUUCCAAAUAUACAUUUCCUGAAUAUCAUUCCUCCUGCAACUUGAAAAUGUGGAAAUACAGCAUGGUCUAUAUACACCGACCAUCUACUGAACAAUUUCUCUAACUCUGUUCCUAGCUCUUCAGUUUUAACAGUAUCACCAAGCGAACGUAUGGAAGUUUAUGCCAGGGAGCUGCAAAACACACUGCGUUUUCCCAAUUAUAAUCCAGUCUUCUUCCUGCUAUCGAGUUCUAAGCCUAACAUUUUUAUGUAAUGCCUAUCUCAGAUGUGUACUGAUGGAGUAGGGAAAAGUUUUAAGUUUAAUUGGGAAUACUAUAAGCUUCCCUAUCAUGUCAUUCUCUAAGAUGAGAUGGAUACUAUUCUAAGGCUUAUUCAUUUUCUUGACACAUAGUUAGCACGAGUCCCUUCUCAUUCUUUGGUAGCCUUUUAUUGUGUAGUCAUGACUAAGAAAACAAGUCUGGAUUUCAUGACAGUAUCAACAGGUUUCUGACAAAUUCCUCUCCUAGGACUAGUAGGAGUGGUUGCAAAUAAUCCCCUUGCUGUACUUCCUUCAGAUUAACAAGGAAAAUGGAAUAAAUCUGCCUUGCCUAGUUGAAUUAUACCUCACUUAUAUACAAAGUUUGGCCUGUGACUUUUCAAAAUAAUGCUUGAAUCAGAAGGGAAUAUUUAUUCCAUUUAAUGUAAAAAGUAUUUUGGUGCAUAAAUUGACCAUAUACCUUUUCUAUGCUGGGAUGAGGGGAAAAGAUGAUUUAUAACAAAUAAUCAAAUAUAUCAAAAGAUACAUUGCUAAGAACCCCCUUACUGGUGGACAUAUUUGUCUGACAAGUUUCAGAUAUAUAUUUUCUAUUCUGUUUUUGCCUCAGUGUUUUGAGUAAAACCUGAAUACUUCGAUUUAGAACCCUUUCUUCCAAUUUGCUAUGAUUGAUAUAUGUCAGGUACAAUUAAUCACUUUUUUGUUAAUCAAAUGCUAUUCCCUUCAUGUCUGCUUGUCUGCCAACAGCUGGAGUGCUCUCUACACUAAUCACUUCUCCUUAAUACCUAAUUAAAACCAUGCUGUUUGCAGAAUCUUUUUUCUUAAAAAUAACCCAUCCAUACUUUCUUAAAGAGAUUAAAACCAAGUUAUUUAUUUCUCCUCCCUCAUCUGGUUAACCAUCUCUUCUAAGAAAAAAAACAGUUCUCUUAAGGGUAAAAUUCAGUUGUCAAGUCUUAUAUUGUAAUUCUGUUAGUUUGCUAUUUUAAUACAUUUUCUUGAUAUCCUUUGUCAUAUUACUAUCAUUCCUGGAAACUGUCCUCUACCACAUAAAACUUGACUGCCCUGUUAAGAAAAAAAAAAACCUACCAAAUAGUGACCAAAUCUGACAACAUAUACAACUUUUGGCUUGUAUCAUCUCCUAUCUUCAUGCCCUGAAGAGGCAGUUAUGUUUCAUUAUCCUUUCUCCAGGAUCAUUAUUCUUUUGGUUUUGCUUAUUUUACUAUCAGUUCAUCAAAAUGUUCCCAUGUUUUUCUGAAUCCAUUGCUAAUAGUCAUUCCUUACUGUAUAAAUAUAUUAAACAUUCAUGUCACAGGUUUUUCAACUAUAUUUCAAAUCAAUUUCCAUUUCUAGUUCUUUGUUACAACAUUGCUGCUGUGAAUAUUUUAGAAUAUAUUGGACUUUUCUGUCUUUGAGCUUCUUGAAUUGAUUGAUUCACUACUAGAAUAUAUGAACAGGCUACCCUGGAAUAACUCCCAAUUGAGAUCUAAGAUAGUUGGAAUAGUCAACUCCAAAAAUAUUGUAUUAGUGUGCUUUUCUUUUUUAUAUUUUUAUUUUUUAACAUUCACCUUUGCAAAACCUUGUGUUCCAUAUUUUCCCCCUUCCUCUCCCCUGCCCUCUCCCAUAGACAGCAAGCAAUCUAAUAUAGGUUAAACAUGUGCAAUUUCUUCUAAAUAUAUUUCCAAAUUCAUCAUACUGCACAAGAAAAAUCAAAUCAAAGAAAAAAAACAUGAGAAAACAAACCAACAACAACAACAAAAGUGAAAAUACUAUUCUUUGAUCCACAUUCAGUCUCCAUAAUUCUCUUUCUGGAUGUGGAUCUCUCUUUCCAUCACAAGUCUAUUAGAAUUUCCUUGAAUCACAUUGUUGAAAAGGGCCAAGUCCAUGACAAUUUAUCAUUAUUUAACCUUGUUGUUGCUAUGUACAGUGUUCUCUUGAUUCUACUCACUCAGCAUCUGUUCAUGCAAAUCUUUCCAGGCUUUUCUGAAAUAAGCCUGCUCUUCAUUUCUUAUAGAACAAUAAUAUUCCACUACAUUCAUAUAUCAUAACUUAUUCAGCUAUUCCCCAACUGAUGGACGCCCACUCAAUUGUCAAUUCAUUUAGUGUGCCUUUCUUCCAUUGUCUCUGACCAUUUUGUUGACCAUCUUUCCCAAAUUAUAAUAGUUUUGAAUUACUUUUCUUCUAUUAGUGAUGUAUUUUCAAAUAGUCACUUGUUUUUAGUACCUGUCAGAGCAGUUUCUUCAACUCCUUUGACUAUUGGAGAAUGGUUCUUGGUAUUUUAUAUUUUUGAUAAUUUGCUAUAUAUUUUUUGCUUUUAUCAUUGAUAUUUGAUUUAAUUUCCCCCUCCCCAUUACAGUUUCUCUUAUUUUAUCUUAUUUGAUUUUGUUUGUACAAAAGUUUUAAAUUUUUUUCUGUAGUCAAAAUGUCGUGUUUUGUCUUUCAUAUUUUCUUCUAUUCCUUGUUUAAUAAAAACUCUUCUCCUGUAUUCUUAACCAAAAAUAGAUGUGAUUACAAAAGAUAAAAUAUAAUUUCUAUUACAUGGAAUCGAAAGCUUUUCUAUUAGCAAAAUUAAUGCAACUGGGAUAAGAAAGCUGUUGAUAAGGGGAAAAAAUUAAAUCAAAUAUUUCUGAUAAUUAUGGUAACUAUAACAUAUAAAGAAUUAUGUAAGGUCAAAAACCAUUCCUCAGCUAAUGUGAUAAAAAGGAUAUAUGAACUUUUUAAAAGCUUUGCAAACAGUUAACAAAGACACAAUUGCCCCAAAUCACUAAUAACACAACUGCAAAUCAGAAUGACUCUGAAAUGUCAUUUCAUAUCCAGGAAAUUGACAAAAAUGGUAAUAGGUAAUGGUGGAGUGACUGAAGAGAGGCAUAUUGUUAUAAUUUUCAUGGAUUGGUUAAAUGAAUUGGUUAAAUUAUUCUGGAAAGCAGUUUGGAAUUUUGCCAAGAAAAUUACUAAAAUGUCCAUAUCUUUUGAUUUAAGGAUCUUACCACUAGAAUUAUAAGGUCAAAGACAGAAAUAAAAUUAAUAUUAAUCAAAAUAUUAGCAAAGAACUGGAAACAAUGUAAAUGACUGCCAAUUGGGAGAUGACUAAAUAAAUGGUGGUACUUGA
Antechinus flavipes (yellow-footed antechinus) is the source of this 10441-nucleotide messenger RNA. Its product is annotated as homeobox protein EMX1-like. Gene Ontology annotation, molecular function: DNA binding; DNA-binding transcription factor activity, RNA polymerase II-specific. The transcript has 3 exons. Lineage: Eukaryota; Metazoa; Chordata; Mammalia; Dasyuromorphia; Dasyuridae. The record is from RefSeq and is a predicted model, not a curated record. Gene Ontology annotation, biological process: regulation of DNA-templated transcription; brain development; central nervous system development. Bases 5350 to 5958 code for a protein of 202 amino acids.